UGAAACCUUCCUAGCCCUUAGCUCGCUUUCCUUGGCUUCGAGUUCGGCCGCUUCCCUCGUUCCUCUGUCUCCGUCCUUCCUUCGAGAGUUCGGCGUCUGUCUCAAGCAGUAGCCUGUAGUUUGGCGUUCGAGUUUCUUCAACAAGAGCCUGGUAAACUGAGUCUCCACUGAUAUUGUUGCAAAAUGGGAAAGCUAGGGAAGAAGGCAAGGAAGUUUGCUAAAAAGAACCUACAGUCUGUUCAAAGAAAAAAGAGGAAGACAAAUUCUAUGUUCAAAAGGAAAGCUUCUAAAAAAAAUAGUCAAGAUAUUGAGGAAGAUCAAGAAAUGGGUUUGAUAGAACAAUCAAAUGGAAGAAACAACGGUGGUGAAGAAAAUGAAGAUGCUUCCCUUGAUGUCAUAUUCAGUGAAGAUGAUAGUGGGAUGAUAGGAGACGAUUCAGGCAGUGAUGAAUUUCUUCCAGAGGACUCAAGCUUUGCAUAUGAUACUGGAAAUGAAAAUGAAAAUUUUAUUGAGAACAGCGCUAGUGGUAGUGCCUUAUCUGUGCAGAACAGAGAUAUCAAUGCAGAACUUUUGAAGAGGACAAAAAUGUUGAACAAAGUGAAAGAACAGGAUGCAAGAUUUUCAAAAUUUCUUGAAAGCUAUUUUGAGAAAAUGGAGCAAAGCCGAGAUGAACAGACUAAUUCUGAUGAGGAUGAGAGCAGUCAUGAUGAGGUACUGCCAAUGAAUAGUGAAUCCAUGCAUUCUUGUGUGGCCAAGCAGCUGACAAGUGCUUCUGUUGACUCUUGGUGUAAAUUGGUCAAAGAGCAGCAUAGUGUGCCUGCCCUUACUUGUCUCUUAAAUGCUUAUCGAGCAGCUUGUCACUAUGGUUCUGAAAAUUCCAGUGUUUCUGGCUCUGUCUUAUCACAUGGAAUUCAAAAGAGUGAAGUUUUCUGCAAGAUAUUGAUGUUUACACUACACGAGGCUGAUCAUACAUUUAGGAAGUUAUUAGGAAUACCAAGUUCUAGUUUUAGAAAGGAAACCGUGUUGGAGAUAAAGAGUACAACUAAAUGGAAAUCUAUAAAGCCGCUUAUUAAGUCUUACUUGAGGAGUACCAUACUCCUCCUUAACCAGGUUACUGACUCUGAAAUAUUGGCCUUCUCAAUUUCUCAACUCAGAGCUUCAAUCAUAUUUCUGGCUGCAUAUCCAUCUUUACUUCGGAGGCUUGUCAAGAUUGCUGUCCAUCUGUGGGCAACAGGUGAUGAGUCUUUGUCAUCACACUCCUUUCAGAUCAUACGAGAUAUAGCUUCAGUUUUCAGCUCUAAUUAUUUUGACUACUGCUUUGUUAAAAUAUACAAGGCUUACAUUACUCACUCUCAAUCUGUUGAACCAAGGUUUAAACAUUUACAAUUUUUGAGGAAUUGCUUUGUGGAGCUAUGCUCCGUAGAUGUGCAGAAAUCAUCUAAUAAAGCAAUGAUAUGCAUGCAACAUGUUGCCAAGAUAUUGCAGAAGGCGUGGCAAACAAAAAAUAAGGAAGAGGUUAAGAAGAUAAGCAGUUGGCAUUAUGUCCAUUGCAUUGAUCUCUGGGUUGCCUUUACAUCAACAAACAUACAUGACUAUGAUCUCCAACCGUUGCUGUAUAUGAUCGUACAGAUCAUAACUGGAGUUGCUCUACUGUUUCCUGGUCCUAGAUAUUUACCGUUGAGACUUAGAUGCAUUCAAUGGCUUAAUCAUCUUUCCAGUUCUAGUGGGGUUUUCAUCCCUGUUACAUCAUUGGUGCUGGAUGUUUUGGAAUACAAAAUUAGUAAAGAUGGUGGGAAACCUGGGAAAGUGUUUGAGCCUUUGUCAGCCAUUAAGCUGCCAAAGCAUUGGUUAAAAUCACGAGAAUUCCAAGAAGAGUGCUUCUCAUCUGCCAUUGAGCUGCUUACAGAACACUUUGCUCAAUGGAGUUACAACAUUUCUUUUCCUGAGCUGGCAACUAUUCCGCUUAUCUAUCUUAAGAAGUUCUGUGAGCUAACAUCUUUUGAGAAUUUCAAACGUGUUCUAAAGCGGUUUAUUGAUCAGGUGGAGCAGAAUGUUGAGUUUGUGGAGAAGAAAAGAGAUGAUGCGACUUUCUCACCAAAGGAUCUGCAGUCUGUUGAAUCAUUUCUUCAGGUUGAAAAACGAAGCGGCAACACUCCCUUUACACAUUACUAUAAGAGCAUCCUGAACAAGGCCACUUCCAGAAAGUUGAUCUCAAAACCAAAGGGUCUCAGCAGACAUAGUCAAGAGAAAAUGCAGCAUCAAAAUGGCAUGUUGGAUGUGACUGUUAUUGAUGGGCCCCAGUAAAUGGUACACCUUCCAGUGGAUGGAGUAAGAAAUUGAGAAGGGGGAGGAAGAAAAUUAUGGGUUGAAGAAUGAUUGGAGAAUUGAUGUCACGUUUUGGAUCUACACAGACAAAUGAAAAUGUUGUCGCCUUUUUCUACUUGAUACACCUUCGUGUUUUAGAAACUGACAUUGUAAAGUGGCAAGGCAGAGAACAAAUACAAUUUUGUUGAUCCCGUUAAUAUUUUGUAAUGUUGCCUCUAGGUUUACAGUUGAGUGUAUUCGAAAACUGUUAGAAGAAAUACUCAAAACAAAGCUUCAAAGUGAAGUUGAAAUUUUGAUAGAGCCGGUGGCUGGCAAUUAGGUCAAUAUCUCUUUUCUCGUCUUCCUGGAUUAUGGAUGGUGGACAAUUCUGCUUACGUUUUUCCAUAUCUUUUUAAUGCAGAUUAUAUGCCUAGAUGAA
Molecule: messenger RNA, 2743 nt
Organism: Prosopis cineraria
Lineage: Eukaryota; Viridiplantae; Streptophyta; Magnoliopsida; Fabales; Fabaceae
Product: protein REBELOTE
Exons: 14
Coding region: 184-2304 (706 amino acids)
Biological process (GO): ribosomal large subunit biogenesis
Cellular component (GO): nucleoplasm; nucleolus; Noc1p-Noc2p complex
Source: RefSeq, a predicted model, not a curated record